Messenger RNA from Penicillium subrubescens, 2430 nucleotides. RefSeq names its product glycoside hydrolase family 55 protein. The record is from RefSeq and is a predicted model, not a curated record. Lineage: Eukaryota; Fungi; Ascomycota; Eurotiomycetes; Eurotiales; Aspergillaceae. Gene Ontology annotation, molecular function: polygalacturonase activity. The transcript is spliced from 5 exons. The coding region runs from base 1 to 2430 and encodes 809 amino acids.
AUGCGUUUUGCACCGCUGCUCUCCUGCCUUUCGGUCAUAGCUUGUGCGAAUGCACAGCUAUUGCAUCUUCCGCAAGUUGAGAAGCUGGUCAAAGAGGCCCUGAAGCCUCUGACCGCGUACACGAACUACCAUGGUCCCAAGACCGGUACUGCGAACUCGAUUGUUCAAUCAGUGGUGGAAGCAGCAACCUCAGCUGCGGUUGAUCCGUCAUACUGGCUGGCAGAUAUCAGUCACCAAGGUUUGGCUGCUUUCAACUCUAAUCCAUCUGGAUACAAGGUCUUCCGCAAUGUCAAGGACUACGGUGCCAAAGGUGACGGUGUGACGGAUGACACUGCUGCCAUCAACUCUGCUAUUAGUGAUGGUGGUCGUUUUGGCCCUGCAAGCCGCGAGUCUUCCACGACAACCCCUGCCAUUGUGUACUUCCCUGCCGGAACCUACUUGAUCUCGUCGUCGAUCAUCGACUAUUACUUCACCCAACUGAUUGGCAAUCCAAACUCAAUCCCAGUCAUCAAGGCAACCCCCGGAUUCACGGGCCUUGGCUUGAUUGACGGUGACCAAUAUCAAAGCGACGGCAAUCAAGGCUGGGGCUCCACAAACGUGUUCUUCAGACAGAUCCGGAACUUGAAGCUGGAUUUGACCUCUAUCCCAGCAAGUUCCGCUGCUACUGGUAUCCACUGGCCGACUGGACAGGCCACUAGCAUUCAGAAUGUUCAAAUUGCGAUGAGCUCUGCGUCUGGUACCCAGCACCAGGGUAUCUUUAUCGAGAAUGGCUCUGGAGGCUUCCUGAAUGACAUCACAAUCACUGGUGGACUCUAUGGAGCCAACGUUGGCAACCAGCAAUUCACCAUGCGCAACAUUGCCGUCUCCGAUGCAGUGACCGGAAUUUCUCAAAUUUGGGACUGGAGUUGGACGUAUCAGGGUCUCACCCUGACCAACUGCACCACUGGCCUCUCGAUUAACAACGGAGGUGCUGGUAAUCAGCUCGUUGGCUCGGUCAAUGUCCUCGAUAGUACUAUCCAAGACUGUCCCACUUUUGUGACGACGGCCUGGGCAAGCUCUACUUCGACCAACGGUAGUCUCAUCUUGGAGAACAUUGCUCUUGACAAUGUUCCAGUUGCCGUCAAGGGAACUAGUGGCACUGUUCUGGCGGGAACAACAGGCACCACCACCAUCAGUGCCUGGGGCCAGGGCCAUAAGUACACACCCAACGGCCCCGCCAACUUCCAGGGCAGCUUCACCGCACCAACGCGUCCCAGUGCGCUGCUUGCGAGCGGCUCCUCAAGAUAUUACACCAAGAGCAAGCCCCAGUAUGAGGCAUCACCUACAUCCUUGUUUGUUAGCAUUCGCAGCGCUGGCGCUAAGGGAGAUGGCUCUACCGAUGAUACAUCAGCCAUCCAGUCAGCAAUCACCUCGGCGGCAUCCUCUGGCAAGAUCGUGUUCUUUGAUCAAGGAACAUACAAGGUCACAGGGACUAUCUACAUUCCUGCGGGCUCCCGGAUCGUGGGUGAGGCGUACCCAGUGAUUAUGGCCGCCGGAAGUAAGUUUUCAAGCAUUACCAGCCCUGUCCCUGUCAUUCAGGUGGGCAAAUCUGGCGAGUCUGGAUCCAUUGAAUGGUCCGACAUGAUUGUCAGCACCCAAGGAUCUGCCCCGGGCGCUGUUCUCAUAGAGUGGAACCUGGCUGCAGCAUCCGGCUCCGGUAUGUGGGACGUUCACACCCGCAUCGGAGGAUUUACCGGCUCUCAACAACAGGUCGCUCAGUGUCCCACUACUGCUGCGGUGAGUGCUGCAUGCGAAGUUGCUUAUAUGUCUAUGCACAUCACUAGCACCGCGAGUGGUGUGUAUCUUGAGAAUGUCUGGCUAUGGACUGCCGACCACGACCUUGAUAGUGCCUCCAACACUCAGAUCUCCGUGUACAGUGGCCGUGGCCUGCUGGUUGAAGGAAAAAAUAUCUGGCUCAUCGGAACCGCAGUGGAACACCACUCCCUGUAUCAAUAUCAAUUCUCCGGUGCCAGCUCCGUCAUGGCAGGAUUCAUUCAAACCGAGACACCGUACUACCAACCCAAUCCAAAUGCAGCCAACAGCCCUUACCCAACCAACUCUGCCUUGAACGACCCUAGCUACAGCAGCUGCCUCGGUGGAAACUGCGACGCUCUCGGUCUCCGAGUACUCAACAGCAAGAACAUCAAUAUCUACGGAGCUGGCUUGUACAGCUUCUUCAACAACUACAGCACUGCCUGCUCCACAUUCCCUACACCAGAGAACUGCCAGAGCAUGAUUUUUAGUAUCGAGGGUAGCACCAGCGCCUUGGUAGUUUACUCGCUCAAUACCGUGGGAACAACCAAUAUGAUUGUCAAAGAUGGCACCUCCCUUGCAGUUGUCGGUGAUAACCUGGCGACUUUUGCUGCCACCAUUGCCUACUUCACUCUUUAG